CAUGAUGGAGGUGCAGCUACGUCACCACAGUUUCUCACCACGUCUGUUUCUUCUUCUACAUGAAACACUCACAUCCUGUGUCUCUGUAGAAAUUCAGUCAUGUUCAACAAUGAGAUGAUGGCGGACGUUCACUUCGUGGUCGGGCCACCUGGUGGGACGCAGCGAGUCCCAGGACACAAGUACGUCCUGGCGGUAGGCAGCUCCGUGUUCCACGCCAUGUUCUACGGUGAACUGGCCGAGGAUCAGGACGAGAUCCGGAUCCCUGACGUGGAGCCUCCUUCCUUUCUCGCCAUGUUGAAGUACAUCUACUGUGACGAGAUCGACCUAUGUGCCGACACGGUGCUCGCCACUCUCUAUGCUGCCAAAAAGUACAUCGUGCCUCAUCUGGCCCGGGCCUGCGUCAACUUCCUGGAGACGAGCCUGAGUGCUAAGAACGCCUGUGUGCUGCUGUCUCAGAGCUGCCUGUUCGAGGAGCCCGACCUGACGCAGCGCUGCUGGGAGGUGAUCGACGCACAGGCCGAGCUUGCUCUGCGCUCCGAAGGCUUCUGCGACAUCGACACUCAGACACUGGAGAGCAUCCUGCGGAGAGAAACGCUCAAUGCCAAAGAGAUGGUGGUGUUCGACGCGGCGCUGAACUGGGCUGAGGCCGAGUGCCAACGACAAGACCUCGCACCGACCAUCGAGAACAAGCGUCUGGUGUUGGGAAAGGCCAUCUACUUGAUCCGCAUCCCCACCAUGACACUGGAGGACUUCGCCAACGGAGCCGCUCAGUCUGAUGUGCUCACACUCAACGAGACCAACGACAUCUUCCUGUGGUACACCGCCGCCAAGAAGCCUGAACUCUUGUUCUGCACCAAACCUCGUAAAGGCCUGUCGCCACAGCGCUGUCACCGCUUCCAGUCCUGCGCCUACCGGAGCAACCAGUGGCGGUACAGAGGUCGCUGCGACAGCAUCCAGUUCGCCGUAGACAAACGCGUUUUUAUCGCUGGUUUUGGUUUGUACGGCUCCAGCUGCGGUUCAGCAGAGUACAGCGCCAAGAUCGAGCUGAAGCGUCAGGGUGUGCCGAUGGCCCAGAGGAUCAUCAAGUACUUCUCUGACGGCUCCAGCAGCACCUUCACUGUCUGGUUUGAGUACCCGGUGCAGAUCGAGCCGGACACCUUCUAUACCGCGAGCGUUGUGCUGGAUGGCAACGAGCUAAGCUACUUCGGUCAGGAGGGCAUGACAGAGGUGCAGUGUGGGAAAGUGACCUUCCAGUUCCAGUGUUCAUCAGACAGCACCAAUGGCACCGGAGUGCAGGGGGGUCAGAUCCCCGAGCUCAUCUUCUACGCCUGAGCCAGAGGAGCGAGGACUCUUGACUUUUAUUUUGAAGUUCUCAGGAAGCUGCUGAAGGAGGGAGGGACUCCUGGAUUCAUCACAGACACGAGAUGAGUCUGAUUAGUCACAUUACCUUGAAGUUGAACCCUGUCUCUCAGAGAAGGGGCUUAUGGGUAACUGGAGGUUGCAGACUCCACACACACACUCACCUCUUCACCGUAAUGGACCAGUCUGACUUUCAUUUUGUAUUUUUGCUGUCGUCAGCGAAUCUUGACGAAUGUUUGUCCAGAUCAAAGACUGUAAAUAAAGAUGGACGACGUGACGGAUCCCUAAACUGAAGCCAAAGUGGACCAAUCGCCCCCUGGUGUCUGGCAGCAGUAUAGGUUAUCCUCCACGUUAGCAGACGGGAUUUGGACCAAACUAAAAGCUCAAAGCAGACGUUAAAUAAAUGUUUGUAAAGAUGUUUCUGUCGUUUCAGCUCGUUCUCAUCUCUGAUGUUCGUUCAAGUGUUUCAUCAGUUUGGUUUGAUCAGUUAUUGAUGAUGGAGACGAGUCGUCUUUAUUUACAUUCUUAGUUCAAAAGUUGUUAUAACGGAUGAGACCGAUCAUGUGUGUUUGUCGUUCACCCG
Paralichthys olivaceus (Japanese flounder) is the source of this 1942-nucleotide messenger RNA. NCBI's taxonomy places the organism in Eukaryota, Metazoa, Chordata, Actinopteri, Pleuronectiformes, Paralichthyidae. The record is from RefSeq and is a predicted model, not a curated record.